AAUUCAAUUCAAAACAACCAAACAAGCAGUACGGACGCACCGCAAAGCGGUCGCAGCCGAAAGUGAUAAUAUUUGAGCAGCAGCUAAGACGGAACAGAAUUCUAUAAACAUUUUUUUCUAUUAUCAGAAGUGACGGUGUGUGUAUGUGAAAAGGUGAAUUCUCUUGCACGAGCAAAACGGAUGAUGAAAGAAGUGCAACGUUUGUCCUGCGAACCUCUAGUACAGUGUGUGUCGUGACAAUAGUGAAGUCAUAAAAACCAAAAAAACUAAUACAAUUUCACUUCGUGGAGUGAUAAAAUCAUUUUCAAUCUGGUGCAAAAAGAAAGUGAAAAGCAUCGAAAGUUCUGGUGGAAAGUUUUUCCUCCAUUCCCGUGCGUGCGCGUGUGUGCAAGCGUGUGUUGGACAGCUGAUACACACAAGCUGGAAUCAGAGGACACACAUUGUUGUUUAUUGCACUGUUCGAUAGCUAUUAUGUAAGGACAAAGAAAACAAGGUCAAACCAACGUGUGUUACCAUUGUGGUUAUUCGAUAAAUUAGACUUCUAAAUACCUGUGUCCUGCGGGCUGUCGAUGUAAACAGCAUUUCGCUCUGGACAGUGUGGCAGAAAAACAAUCGCAAGAAAACAGGCACACGCAACAGGGUGAUGUGCACGAGUUGAUCGACGAAAAAGAGACAACCUUACCUAACGUGGCGCGAGACAGAAAGAGAGCCAGCACAUACACAUCCCUCGUUCGCGUGCGUGCGAUCGCGCUUGUAUGCGUGUGUGUAUGUCAGUAGGUAGCUAGAGAAAAAAAACACAACAAAGCAACCAUAGCAGCUCUAGCCGCCGCCAUAUUGGUUGUUUGGGGUUGUGUGUGAAGCCAGGGGGUGCAGAAUCAAAACAAAGGAAAAUCAUCUGAUCAGCGAGCGAGCGGGCGGCAGCAAAACGCGCGCGCACACACCGAGAGCAUCGCGGAUCGACCCACCAUUUGGUCUCUACGUCAUCGCAGCAAGUUAAGUGUUUCACCUACCAGUUUUUGGGGACGUUCUAUAGUCGGGUGCGAGUGAAGAAACUAACCACCCCGAACCUUUGGUCCCAUCGCACCAUCUUCCGGUGGUCCGGUCAGGAAGUGUGGUGUGUGCUGCAAAGGUGGAGGACGAUAAAAGACCUGCGCUGGCGCCCUCACGGAUUGUGGACAAGAAAAUGAUAUAAUUCAGACAGUCGGUUGCGUUUCGCAUCAUCUUUGUGUGGUUUAGUUUUUAAGCGGGUGGCAUAUUAGGUGAGCAGCGAAUAUUCCCGGAUAGAGGCGGACACAAACACACACACACCGAAGAUAGUAAGGCAACUCCGGCCGGUAAAGGACCCCUCGCCUUCGGGCAACAUCCAACAAACCGCAGCGUUGUUGGGUCGGUUUCGUAAAGGAGCGCGCGGUGGUGGAUGAUGAGUAGCUUCGGCGGCUUGCAGAGUGGAGGCGGCCUUAACUACACCGGUAUCGACUGUAUUGACGCGGGCGGAAACCUUUCGAUCGUGAAGCAAGAACCCUCGGUACACACCCUUACCUCCGCAGACAGCGGAACGAACGCAGGAGGAGGAGCACUCGGGACAAACAGCCAACAAUUCCAGCAGACUACCUUCAUGAUGGAUGCGCUGAGCAGCAAUCCGAUGUUGACUACGGCCUCGAUGCCGAUACCGUCCCGCAACGCCAGCCAUCAGCGCGUCGUAAUGCAGUCGGAGCUGGAUUUCGCAAAUGAGAUGGACCAGUUCCGCAAUUCGGGCCAGCUGCUGCACGACGUGAACACGAUUGGGAUCGGCGGAGGCAAUGUAGGAUCGUUCCAGCCGGGCAGCCUUCCGACACAGCUGGACGGUAUGUUCCCGAACGGGUGGGACAACAUGAUCCUAACGACCGAGGGUAUCGACCUUGGGGCGAUGAAUGUGGCCGGCCUGCAGGCGAUGGAUACGUGGAACAAUUUAAUUUCACCCUCGUCGACGAUAUCGUCCGUGACGCCGCUCGAUGAUUCCGGCAUGCAGCAGAUGGUGAUGACCGGUGAGAUGACUUCGAUUGUGAUGGGUGGUGGUGGGGUGGGGCUUGGCGCCGGCCAGCAGCUGAUGGAAGAGUUCGAGGUGUACCCGCUGGAAGAUUUCAACGAUGGGCUGCUGUGCAAUGAUUUGAACACGAUCGAUGGUUUGUUUCACGAUGAUAUCACCCUGCUCAGCCAGCCGCUAAGCCAACAGUCGCCGAAUCUGAGCGGUGACAGUGCCAUCAUUCUGUCGCCCAGUCUGCCCCAACAGAUUCUGGGCCGUUCGUCCAAUCAGAGUCUUUCGUCCGGUGGGCUAACGAUACUGGCGAAUGAAAAUACCGUCGGUAGCGUCGGCAGUAACAGUGUAUCGUCCGGCUUUGGUCCCGCUACCACCGGCGGUGGAAUGCAGCUGCUCACGAACGAUCCGAUGGUGGCUGCCAACUACACCAACACGAACAGCAACAGCAGCUUGCUGUACGAUGAGCAGACACGCAUCUCGUCGUCGCCGUUCGAGCUGUACACGAAGCAGGAACCGGGCAGUGCCGUACAGUCUCCGCUCGCCUUUUCACCCAGCAGCCACGGUUCCAGCCCGUCCAUUUCCGAGGGUGGCCAUCUGAUGGUACCGCAGUCGUCGGGAGGCUCUACCGGAGCGAAGAAUUUACUCCAGCAGCAGCUGCAAAGCUCGUUCAACAACAACACGCUGUACAAUGGUGGCUCCAGUACGAUCAGUGCUGGAAAGUUGAUCAAGACUGGGGGGGCCACAUCCCCCGGGAACAACAACAACGAAUCGGCAAAGAAUCAGAACAUUGGUGGCAGCAACUCAGGACUCGAUGGUACCGCGAUGCAGCAGCAGCAGCAGCAGCAGCAAAUGCCGAUGCGCGCCUCGCGGCGUGGCUUUAAUUUUAGCCGGAAUAGCGGCAACGUCGGCCAGGUGCAGCAUAAUCCCAAGUAUUCCACCCUGCAGCAGCUGCUGAUGAGCAACACCUCGGACCGGUUGGGCAGUGGUGGCAGUCUGGUGCUGGGGCAGUCGGUCCCGGCCGGUAGCAGCUCGUCGGGACUGCUGUCCGGUGCUGCACUCAGCCCCGGUGGUGGAAGUUACUCCGGGCGGCGUAUGUUGCAGGCUCAGCUGGCCGGUACGAGUGCGGCCGUUUCGGUCGGCUCGAUGGCCGGUACGUCCGGUACGUCCAUGUCCCGGCUUUCCUCGUCCGCUCCGACACACAUUUCGGCAUUCGAGCAGAUGUGGCAGCGCCGUGAACCACGCCCACAUCUCCUGUCGACGGGCAGUUUGGCGGAGGCCGGAUCGACGUCUUCCCUUAGCACGGGAAGCAUCCUUAGCCCGGAAGCGCCCGAUUUCUCGCACGAUGAAGGCUACUCGGACGAUAGCGAUCACUAUGAAGAUUAUUCGAGCGGUGAAGAUUCAGACAGUGAGGACACAGGCAAGGUUUCGUCGAGUGCCAGCAGCAAGGCCAAGCGCUACUUCUGGCAGUACAAUGUGCAGGCAAAGGGACCGAAAGGGCAACGACUGGUCAUCAAGACACAGGUCGAGGAUCCGCACGUACUGAACGCGGUCACCGAUCCGGUCUUCAGUCCGCACUGCUCUGUCCGUGGCAUCAAGAAUCUUCGUUUACAGCACAGCGGUAAGGCACGGAAGGGUGACGGUAACGAUCUGACGCCGAACCCACGCAAGCUGCACAACAUCGGCAAGGAGCUGGACAAGCUGGGCCGCGUCAUCAACGACAUGAAGCCGGUCAGCGAGCUCCCGUUCAAUGCACGGCCAAAGACGCGCAAGGAGAAGAACAAGCUGGCCUCGCGGGCCUGCCGGCUGAAGAAGAAGGCUCAGCACGAAGCGAACAAGAUCAAGCUGUACGGGCUGGAGACCGAACACAAACGUCUCAUGAACGGAAUAUUGCAUCUGAAACAGAUCCUAGUGUCUAAGUGCAGCGGGAAUGCUGGUAGCGCGACCGAAAACUCGGAAGAGUACAAACAGCAGCUGGACACUCUGGUGCAGACGUCAUCCAAGAUAAAGAUUGCUGGCAACUCGACUGAAUUCGUUAACAAAAUGCUCGAGAACGUGCGGACGGGCAACAACACCAGCAUCGAUACGGUGUUGGAGCAUUUCUAGAUCGGGCGAAUGUGUGUUACGCGGGGCGCGAGAGAUGUCGAACGUGUGGAGCGCGGAUACUCUACCGCAGGAUGAUGAUGAUGAAUCGAUGAGACUGUAAGAUAACAAGCAAGCAACCAAUUACCUUCGUUUUGUUUAAAACUACCUAUAUACCUUUAUAAAAGUCAGGCUCAUAAGCCUGUUGGAUGUAAGAAGUGCAUAAGGGCGCUGGGCACAUAGUGCACAUCGAAGGGACGAACGUCGUCACACACGCGGUACAGUGAUACUUGUCACCACCACCAUUCUCCUCCCCAGGGCAGAGGUGUAUGUAGGUGGUAAAGGUAAAAUCACUCCGAAUGAACCGAAGAACAGCGCGAGCGCGUGACAUUAGUACCACCUAAGACGAUAUCGAUAUUUUGCACGUGGAGAAGAAGUUUUUGCUUUCUUUGCAAAGUGAGAAUCGAACCGUUUUUGUAUGACAUAGUGGGCGGGAAGCAACCAAUUUGGUCAUUAUAUGAUAUUCGAGCGAGUGUAAACAUGAUUACGCGUAUGUUUCUUUAUAUACACACAUAAGACUAUCUAUACGUACGGUACUGUAAGGAUGCUAUAUGUUUCUUUAAAAAUUGGAAUGCAAUUUGUUAAAAUUGUGUAAGAUCGCACGAUGCUUCGAGAAGGCAGUUUGUUGAGUUAAUAUUUUUUUGAAGAAAAUUAUAAAAACACAUAAGGCGCUAAUCUAUAAGAAUGUUUGCAAGCCACUCACAGCCAAAGCUGCUGUAAAACAAUAUAAAAAUGUAACUUGAAACAAUAGAUUCCGUUCAUAAUGCUCUUACAGGGGUUUCGCGAUGAACACCUUGAAGCCUUUUCAAGAUUUUUAUUUUUUUUUUAGAUGGAGUGGAAUAUCUUCAGGUAGAACUGUAAUCUGUUCCACGUUCAGAAAAAAGAAUCCCAAAAAUGGUUUGAACAUUUCGCUAAUUCAUCCCAUAAAACCCGCCGCACGACCUACUGUCCUUCAGUAUCAAGGUACAAGAUUUCACCUCGAUUCAACAUUGUUUCCGGCAAUUUUUCCCACAGAUUAGCGCUUCAUAUCGAGAGGAAGCGUGGAAGAAGAUUGCGAACGUUUAAAAUUAGUGUUCGGUUGUUGUUUGACAUUUUUACCUACUACAACGAUACGCCGCGAGCACCCCCAAAACUCGGAUUGAAUCAAGUUCAAACAUACACACACACACAAACAAAAGACACUGUUGUGUAAAAAAAACACUACAAUUAUCGGUAACCGGUAUAACCAACUAUCAUUAACAAAAAAGAAAAACGGGAGAAAAAACCAUACACGGACUGAGAUCAAGUGGCGCGUCAAACGCGACCACCAUGCUAAUCAUACUUUGUGCCACACAUACAAUACAAUACAAUACCAUCCAUCCAGCGACCAAAAUGUGCGCGAACGAGAGGGAACCACGUGUGCAGUACAAGGAAAUCCCAAACAGACACACACACAGAAACAGUACAGAAAACGAAAUGAAGCUCAGGAACAAAAAUACGUAUGAGAGGUGGUGGACCCGGUGUGUGUGUGUGUGUGUGACACACGGCAGGUUGGGAGGAGUUUUGUUUGCCCAUUUUUCUUUUAACAAGCCAUGCUCCAAAUGUGUGUAAGGAUAAUGACGCGGGGACGUGUGUGUGUAUAGGAGGAUAUGAGUUUUAAGCUAGAUGACAACCCUGUACAUGUAGGCACCCCCCAGGCGCACGAAUCGAUAACCAUUGAUAAAUGAUAACGUAUGUACCUAAUGAUUACCCUGGAGUAAAACACAAACACAAACAUAAUAUAUCUAUAUGUAUACACAUAUAAAACCUUUUUUUACAAUUAUCUCAAUGAUUGUGUUGUACAACCGCGCGCGUGAUGAUGUAUCCUUGUAGGAUCGGUGAGAGAAAAGGGGGCGAGUGGCGCGUGGGAAUAGAUAGGCUUGACUAGUGAUAGGAAUUGUAAGGUUGAAGCGAAACGAAAAACCGUGUGUGAAGCAACUACCCAAUAGUUCUGUAAGUGCUUAGAUGCUGUAACUAAUUAUUAUUUUUCUAUCUCCACGUUUUUUUACUAUCUACAUUGCUACUACUACCAACUACUACUGCUACUACUACUCAGAAUAAUGUUCAUCUCGUUUUUUGUUUGUUUAUCAUAAUGUUCUUGUUGGGUGGUUGAUUCGCGACGAGUGCGAUGUUUUGUUACUUUCUUUCUCCAUCUUCUAUCCCUUUCGAGUUUGAAAUCUUUAUCAUAGUAGUUGUUUAAGCAAUUUCUUUAAGCACUUGUGUGUGCGUUGUGCGUGGAGGUCGUCCCAUCAGGAGGAAGGCAACUGUUAAGAAAGAGGUGCAACUGUUCGAAAAAUACAUAAAGUGUGAUCAAGGUUUUUUUCCCCCCCGUUUUUCACUUAAUAAGGGGUUUAAUAAGGGGACUGGAGAGCGAGCGAGAGAGAGAGAGCUUAGAAUGUGUACCUUAAGCAGCAAUCAGUACUGUUGACUGUUCUGGUUAUCUUAGGUACUAGCGUUACCCCCGAGGAAGGAGCGAUCCUCCUUUCCCUCCACCGGGCCGCUAGGGAUAUCGAAAGGAAGAGGGGUGUAUGUGGUGGUCCCCAUUGUAAUGGAGGAUCAAGUGAAUGGAAAAAUUUGUUUUUUGUUUUACAAUUCCAAUUGAAAUGUUCGAUUACCCUGUGUUUACAUCAGAUCACGUGUUUUUGUGAGGUUAUAAAGGCAGGAAUUGUUGUGAUAUGUGUCAUGUUUCUUUUGGUAACAUACUUCUUCCCAGUGUCAACUUGUCUCCCGUACACCAACCUUGCUGCCAAUACUGCAUUUAUUUGUAUUCCAGCACAAAUCCUUACCGGGGUUGUUUUUAUUUUUGUUUUGUUUUGGAGUAUGAAGCAAGAACAGAAAUCCGGCUACGGAUGUGGAAUUGGGCUGCACUGCUACCGGUCGCGGUAUGUGUGUUUGUGUCUGGCAGCACCCAGCAGCAGCAGGUAUAAGCAGCAGCAGCAGCAAACUACAAAACUAUGCAAACAAUCUGUGAUUUUCUUUUAAUAUAUUAUAGCGUUUUGAGCGUGUGUGGGGUUACGGCGUUGGGCCACCAGCGUUCGGUUUAGGUGUGUUGAAGGUAUUUGGUUUGGUUUGCCUUUGGCCUUUUUGUUACCCCCUUUUUUCUUUACCAUUUUCAUUCCCAGUCUGGUGUGUGUGUAUGUGGUGUUUUGUUUAAACAAGUGCGAGUACAAGAGGACGCUAUCCGGGGUCGGUUAGCAGUGAUUAUGCUUGUGGUGGGAUUAUGUUGAAGCGGUUCGAUUUACUCAGUUACUUACCUCCUAAUGAUGAUGGUCCAUUCUGAAGAAUUGGUUUUGUACAGAUCAGCUGAAAAUGUAGAGCAGAGAGAGAGAGAGAGAGAGAGAGAGAGAGAGAGUCCUAACCCACUCCCAUUACCAGUGUGGUAGUUGUAUAGGCUUAUGCAUCUCUUACCGUAAUCACGUUCUAGGGUUUUCUUUCAAAUAACAUGACUUUUACUUAGGAACCUAUAAAAUUUAACAAUUGCGUAUCCUUCUAGCGGCAGCGAAGAUCCACAAAUGAAGUUUGAUGAUUACCAAACAACUGCUGCCGCUGCUGAUUAUUAUGAAGCUAAUGUUAAGGAAAUUGGAAAACAAAAUUCAAAAGAAAAAGGGAAAACAACAAAAAAAAAAGUCUUUUCCAAUUAUUCUAGCUACACAUACAUAUUUCGAUUCUAAUAUGAAAGCUGCUCGUGCUUUUUUUUUCUCCAGUUCUUAAAACCCGUCUUGUCUAAUUGCUAUAAUGCUCUUUACGAUUUUGGGCUUUGUGUUUGAUUACUUAAAACAUUUUCUUAUGCUUUUACGAUUAGCGUUUCCGGUGAAAAAAAGGUGAUUUUAAGGCUUGAGUGAAUGAAGGAAGUGUGUGGAAAAAUGGAAAAAUGCAAAAAAAAAAAAUCAAAUGUUCCUAGCCGUAUCAUAAUAUCGAAGCGAGAGGAGGUCGAUCGGAAACACUUAUCUCUCGAAGUCUUUAAUUCUGGAUUGCCUUAUCUCCCAUGAGCAUGGGUGAAGAUUUUCCCGUACUCUGUCGCGAACAUUGCAAAGGGUUUAAGAGAUUGAUUGUAAAGAAGUUCAAAUAACACUACAAAAACAGAAUAGUACUGGAUGGUGAGGGUUUGAGUAAUACAACUUCACCUGUAGGAAUUCAAAAGAAUGCAAUUAGAAACCACCGCCCUUCAAGAGGCCGAACGCGCGUAUAGUUGGAGUAGAAGAAGUAGUGCGAGUUUGCUAAACAGGUACCUGGUAGACAGUUCGUUUUGUUGGAACAAGCGUAGUCGCGCGAAAGGACAACAGAAGAGCUACACAAAGAGAGCGGCUUAACAGGCUUUUGUAACACAAUUGCAUCAAUUCAGGCGCAUCGAACGCAUGGUCGAUUCUCUACUAUACUACCUCAGCACAAUGAAACAAUGUACACGUGUGGAACCUACGAGUGUGUGUAUCCACACUAAAAACAAAAAAACCGAAACUUUUUUUUAAAAACAAAGAAAUGCAUCCCUUUUUGUUCGUAAGAAAGUGAAACUUUAUCGCCUUUAAUCGGGUGACCCCCCCCGAUUUAUCGGUUGUGUCGAGCCAGGGGAGCAGUACGCCGUAGGCGCCAGCCCAGCACAUCAUUUAGAAUGUAGAGCGUGUGUAAUACCCGGUGUGUGAUGUGAUUGAUACUAUAUUGAGAUUGCCAUAUGAAACGUUAGCAUGCAGCAAAUGCAGCAACAACACUCAUCCAUUGUACACUCAACCCAGUAAAGCAAGUAAUGCGGUGUUUCAGAAACAACCGGCACACAGGCGAGCGAAAAAAGGCAAUGACCAAUUUGGAAAAGGACUGCAUUAGGGGGAGGUGGGAAACCACCCCCCUCCCCCUGGAAAAGUGAGAGGUUGUCGUUUGCCAAACGCAAAGAUGUGUAUAUUUUUUAUAAAACGGAUUUUUCCUAUUUUUCUAUUCACCAAAAGCGGACAAGAAUAAUCUCAGAAGUGAGAUGGAAAAUAAAAAAACAAAAAAACAGAACUUCCACCUUCCCAUGUAAACGCAAUGGAGGCACUCACUCCUCUACUCAGUUUUUUUCCCGGUUGGGAUUUAUAUUUUCACAAGAUGUCUAUAUCAUCCAUCAGCCAACGGCAAAAACGAAAAUACGCGCCUUGAAUUGAAAGACAACAUUUUGAAGAAAAAAGGAUUGUGGAAAUGAAUAGCGUGUGUGUGUGUGUUUGUUUUGCGAUUAAGAUUUAUUUCCCCCCUAUUAUCAUACGAACGACUACGAGAAAGAGGUUUCGAUGAUGCUGCAUGCAUUGGGUGAGAAUCAGGGGGAUGUAAGUAAGGAAGGAAGGAUUGUAAUAGCUGUGCUUACGUUGGAUUAAACACAAUAAAACUUUCAUCUGAGAUACUUGUAAUGGAUAAUAAAGGAACUAAAAACUGUAUGUACAAAUAAA
Messenger RNA from Anopheles stephensi (Asian malaria mosquito), 9582 nucleotides. It is a transcript of the gene REPTOR, whose product is annotated as protein CREBRF homolog. The transcript is spliced from 6 exons. Gene Ontology annotation, molecular function: DNA-binding transcription factor activity, RNA polymerase II-specific; RNA polymerase II transcription regulatory region sequence-specific DNA binding. Gene Ontology annotation, biological process: regulation of transcription by RNA polymerase II; response to unfolded protein. The coding region runs from base 1418 to 4120 and encodes 900 amino acids. The record is from RefSeq and is a predicted model, not a curated record. Lineage: Eukaryota; Metazoa; Arthropoda; Insecta; Diptera; Culicidae. Gene Ontology annotation, cellular component: nucleus.